Messenger RNA from Papilio polytes (common Mormon), 647 nucleotides. RefSeq names its product protein MEF2BNB homolog. Bases 130 to 645 code for a protein of 171 amino acids. The transcript has 3 exons. NCBI's taxonomy places the organism in Eukaryota, Metazoa, Arthropoda, Insecta, Lepidoptera, Papilionidae. Gene Ontology annotation, cellular component: BORC complex. The record is from RefSeq and is a predicted model, not a curated record.
ACUUGACAAGACAAUUUAAUUUGUUACAAAUUGUUGUUUACUUUUAUCUGGAUUCGGUAUAAAGAUAAACCCAAAUAUAAAUCAUAUCAGUUUAUCGCAUAUAUUCAAGUAUUAAAUCUUAUAUAUAAAAUGGCUUUUGUUUAUCAAGGUGAUUCCGAACUAGAAACAAAAGCUAGAAAAGCUGCCGAGAGGAUUUCUGAGAACAUGCAUAUAGUAGCAAAUGAGCCAUCACUAGCACUUUAUAGACUUCAAGAACACGUAAGGAAAGCUCUACCGCCCAUGGUAGAAAGACGAGUUGAAGUAACUAAGUUGCAGCAUGAGUUGCAAGGAAGAUGUUAUGAUGUUGAAUAUGCACUGAGUGCUGUGAAGUCAAUGGAUGGUGCAGCAAACAGUUUUAAGAACAUUCAAGAGAUGUUGAAGCAGUCUAUUUAUCUAAAACAACAAUUAAAAUAUGAAGAAAGUAGGAGAAAUAAAAAAGAUACAAGUUCUGUCUACAAACGUCUCUCUGCCCAUAUAGUAUUAGACUUACCGGACUUGUCCGAUUUCUCUAUGGUCCGUGAAACCACAAAUAGAAUAGAGAACAUGAUGGCACAUGCCAGAGGUUCUAAUAACGAAUUGCAAAGAUCCCACACUACACUACAUUAGAA